AUGAAGAGAGUAAAAAUUUAUAAUAGAAUCGUUAUAAGCGGAGUUAUCAAGACUUGGUACCAUCAUAUUGUCAUGACAAUUACUAUACCUGAUGAUGUUUCACUUGUUUCAGUACAAUUACAACUUAAAGAGAAGAUGAGUCAACUCAUUUGA
This is a messenger RNA of Dentiscutata erythropus, 153 nucleotides long. NCBI's taxonomy places the organism in Eukaryota, Fungi, Glomeromycota, Glomeromycetes, Diversisporales, Gigasporaceae. The record is from the annotation of a GenBank genome assembly.